This is a messenger RNA of Giardia duodenalis, 456 nucleotides long. RefSeq lists its product as uncharacterized. Lineage: Eukaryota; Fornicata; Diplomonadida; Hexamitidae. The coding region runs from base 1 to 456 and encodes 151 amino acids. The transcript has a single exon. The record is from RefSeq and is a predicted model, not a curated record.
AUGUCUAGUGCCAUAGGUAAGUCCUUCUUCAAGCAUAUUAUCAAUUGUCUUGGGGAGCUGACCUCCGACCACCUUCCCCGCGGGACUCACACUAUGGUCACCACCCUGGUUGCCAAUAUGAUUGAAAAUACAGAGUACAACGGUAGAGAUGUGACGGUAAUGAUUUUGUAUGCUCUUUGUCUUUUGGAUAAGCUUGCGCGCCUCGGUUAUAAACUUACUGGGUCCACCAUCAAUCUCCUUUUCCAAACAGCUGUCAUCGUUUCAUCUGAAUUUUUGGAUGACGAGCCGUACGAUGUACAUCUUUGGGUAAAUAUAUUUGUCAGUGGAGUCACGGACGCCACUAUUAGAACCCUGAAAAACAGUUUUCUUGACCACCUGGGCUGGGACGUCCAAGUUUCGAGCAAGGACUUCAAAAACAGAUGCCCCCCGGGAUUUCAGUUUCAAACUGCGUGCUGA